CAUCAAGCUUCUCGGCAGCCCUAGAAACUGUAUAAAAGGGCUCGUGGCUCACAAUGCUUUUAACCGCUUCUCUGGACUUCAUCUCCUCGGUGAUCUCGGUUUCUCUCCAUCACACAAAGAUGUCUUGCUACACAGAAUGCGGGGUGGCCCGACCCAGACCAGUUUCCGGCACCUUCAACGAGCCGUGCGUGAGGCAGUGCCCUGACUCCCAAGUGCUGAUCAUGCCCUCGCCGGUUGCCAUGACCAUCCCGGGGCCCAUUAUGAGCACCUUCCCUCAGCACAGCGAAGUGGGAGCUGUGGGAGCCCCCCUGGUGGGAUCCGGCUACGGGGGCUCGUUUGGCGCUGGAGGACUGUUCGGCUCUGGGGCUGGUUACGGGGGAUUGUCUGGCUUGGGAGGAUCAGGUGGUUACGGGGGACUCUGUGGUUAUGGAGGUCGUUAUGGUUCUGGGAGAGGUUAUGGCACUGGGGUAUCUUGUCAUAGGUACCUGAGUGCAUGCGGCUCACCAUGUUAGACACGGCAGGAAUCUCUGUGGCCAAAAGAAAGACCAGGAAAUGAACAGCAACUGAUAGAUUCCGAUAACGAUUUCAGAAGGGCCAUGCUGGCCUGUCUCCAGCUGAGCUCCACACGAGCUGUAUCUGCCCAGCCCCUUUCUCUCAUUGACCCAUUUCUAAUGUCUUGCUAGGAACUUUCUGCCAAUGCUUUCCCAACCACAAGCUUAUUCUCUCUCGCACGUUUUGACUCACUCUGAAUUACGCUCACUGUGUUUGUAUGAACACCGCAGUGGGAAGGGAACAGGGCCCUUAAAAAACACAGUUUUUAUCAUCAGUUUAAUUUGUUUGUCUAAAUUUACAGCUGUAACAAAGGAAAAAGAAGCUUUUGCCUCCUAUGCAUUCGCAGCCCCUAUUAUAACACUGAGAAUCCAGUCUUCCUGCCUUGUGUUAUUGCUUUCUGUAACUGUUUAUUGCAAAUUUCAUUCACAUUAAAAACCAUGCUGCAUCAGA
Messenger RNA from Pelodiscus sinensis (Chinese soft-shelled turtle), 1002 nucleotides. The record is from RefSeq and is a predicted model, not a curated record. Lineage: Eukaryota; Metazoa; Chordata; Testudines; Trionychidae.